AUGAACAAGGCCAACAAGCCCCAGGCCAGAAACGUUGCCAGAUAUGUAGGUGAAGACGGGGACACAGGGUCCUGGGUGGAUGGGAAGAAGACGUACGUUGGCCGUGUGAAGGAGUACUGGCCAGGCAAGGGCUACGGCUUCAUCGCUUGCCAAGAGACGCAAGGAAUUUUUCAGGGCGACGUGUUCCUCCACAAGAAGCAAGUUGAGGAGGCCAAUCUGGAGAAAGGCAACCUUGUGACGUUCUCCGUGGAGAUCAACAGCAAGAGCCGGCCACAAGCCAGAAAUGUCGAGCGCGUGAAGGCGCCCUCCUAUGCCAGUGAAUCUGGUCGGCAGGCCGCCCCGCAGUCAGAGGCAGAUAUUCAGAUGGAAGACGCCUGA
Molecule: messenger RNA, 378 nt
Organism: Symbiodinium natans
Lineage: Eukaryota; Dinophyceae; Suessiales; Symbiodiniaceae
Source: the annotation of a GenBank genome assembly